Molecule: messenger RNA, 2355 nt
Organism: Asterias rubens (European starfish)
Lineage: Eukaryota; Metazoa; Echinodermata; Asteroidea; Forcipulatida; Asteriidae
Product: mitochondrial sodium/calcium exchanger protein-like
Exons: 14
Biological process (GO): transmembrane transport; intracellular calcium ion homeostasis; monoatomic cation transport
Cellular component (GO): membrane
Molecular function (GO): calcium:sodium antiporter activity
Source: RefSeq, a predicted model, not a curated record
CUUCUUACAUCCCCUGCUGACCGUACCGAGUCAUUGCCGGUACACCGCCGAGUGUCAACCCAGCAGAACACCUCGACUGGACCUCGACUGGACCAUUGUAGCGCCGGGACUUCAAACCCCAGGGUUUCAACGGAGGGUUCCGAGUGUAUCUUCUACCAUGCGUUAGAUUUUCGUUACCAAUGUGAAUUUAUACGAGCCACAAAUGAUUGCCAGACGCUGACCGGCUUCGUCAACUAUCUUGAGUUUACCCACUGUAACUUCUCGGAGAACCUCCAGCCUCUAGCUCUGGUAAUAUUGUUUCUGUGGCUUAUAUUUCUGUUUGUUUCACUCGGAGUAACAGCAAAGAAUUUCUUCUGUCCCACACUUACGGCGAUUUCAAAAGCUCUGAAACUCAGUGACAACGUCGCAGGCGUAACAUUUCUUGCCUUCGGUAAUGGUGCUCCGGAUGUUAUCAGUGCAAUUGUUGCUAUUACCAACUCCAAUGAUGGUGAUGCAGGACUCGCCAUAGGGGCACUGUUCGGAGCGGCUGUGUUCAUUACAACAGUUGUUGCUGGUACUAUUUCUGCAUUAAAGGACUUUGAGAUAGCGCAAGUGUCAUUUCUGAGAGAUACGAUUUUUCUUGUCGGUGCAUCCUACUGGACCUUCUACAUCCUGUAUACGGGGGAAGUAUGGACCACAGAAGCAAUAGGUUUCAUGCUGCUCUAUAUUUGCUAUGUAUGUGCUGUUCUGAUCGCAAGGCAAUUCGAACCAGUCAAUGUUGAUCAAACACCAUCACACGAUGAGGAACGAAGCGACGAGCACGCUCCAUUGCUUGGAGAGAAAACACGUGUAGAGGAUAACCGCUGCAAUCAAUUGAGGGCGCUGUUGUGUGAUAUCAAUCCCAUUGAUGUAGAAGGAUGGAACUCAAAAGGCUACAUUAUGAGGUUCUUCGAAAUCUACAAGUCUCCAAUUAAGCUGUUGUUGCAGAUUACAAUUCCGCUCGUCCGCCAUGACGUAGACAGCUGGAACAGACCCCUAAACUGCUUCCAGGUUCUCAUUGGUCCACUCUGGUGCACUGUUUUGACUAAAAGUUACGGCACAGUGAUCGUAGGCGGUUUCUGUUUGUGGCAUUUGAUGUUAUGUUUGGGCUUCAUCCUUGCCGUUAUUGUCUUCUUCACAUCGCAUCCCCAAGAGCCGCCAGUUUACUAUAUUGGUUUUGCAUUUCUUGGUUUCCUUAUUUCUGUGUUUUGGAUCUUCGCCAUUGCUACUGAAAUAGUCAACAUUUUGAAGAUGUUUGGCAUGGUGUUUGAUUUAAGCGACGCCAUCUUAGGUCUGACGUUUCUUGCCUGGGGAAACUGCAUCGGAGACUUGGUUGCAGAUAUUGAAAUGACGAAACGAGGAUCUCCGAGAAUGGCAAUCUCAGCUUGCUUUGGUGGACCUCUCUUCAACUUGCUGAUGGGUAUUGGAAUAUCUUGUACGAUAGCUGCUGCGAAAAACAGAGGAGUGUUUUACUUUAGAACUGAUAACCUUCAAUUAGUUCUUGCCACCGGUCUAGUGAUCAGCCUCUUUACGUCAAUGUUCUUCAUGAUUGCGUCUGGGUUCCGGGCCACCAAGGUGUAUACAGUUCUGUUAUACAUCUUAUAUACAGUCUUCUUACUCGUGGCUUUGCUCACUGAGACAAAAAUCAUAAAAUGGUGAUAGAAAUUAAAAAAAAAAAAAACCGGGGGAAAAUCCCUAAAACAUGACCGCCUGUUCUUUAUUCAAGAAGAUAAUGCAGCUGAUACUAUUGUUACUCGACGUACUCUCCUUAGAUGGGUAUUUACCGUUACCUUCCCACCCUCAUUUCAGACAGUUCAAUACUUUUUUUCAAUAUCUAAUAGGUAUCAUUUCCUUUGAAACGUGUAGGGUGGAAUACAUAGAUAACAGUCCGUGCUUAUUAUGCCAGGCAAGGUUAGUGUUAAACAUUCGGGUUUAGUUUGUGAAGUAUCUUAGAUUUGUGCAUAUUUAACUCUGACAGUUCGACAGGUCAUUUUGAAGGCAUUAUUACAAUAACGUUAAUCCAGGUUGGUUUAAUGUACGUGUAAAAAAUAUACAAAAGUCUGUAGUUUGUUAUUAUUUUAGAUUCACACGAUAUCGCUUCCGUUUUUGGUUUCAAAAAAUGUUGUUUUUGCUUCGUGUCCUUAGAAAAGUGUUUUGCUUGGCCAACAGUCUUGUUAACACUCAGCAGGCAUUCACUAGCUGUAGUCAAGAUGUAUAUUGAUGACUGACUGCAACUGUGGACAGGACAUAUCAACACCGAGAAUAAUAGAUGUUGAAGACACUGGACAGUAUUGGUAAUUGUCAAAAACCUGUCUUCUCACUUGGUGUAUCUCAACA